Messenger RNA from Acaulospora colombiana, 3748 nucleotides. NCBI's taxonomy places the organism in Eukaryota, Fungi, Glomeromycota, Glomeromycetes, Diversisporales, Acaulosporaceae. The record is from the annotation of a GenBank genome assembly.
AUGCUUAACGUGCUUGAUGUAUCCGGACCUCAUGGCGUUGAUGGUAUUGAUGGAGUGUGCGGUUACAAUGGGACAUAUCCUAGCGGAGAUGGAAAAGAUGGGACAAAUGCGACACACCCGACUGAUGGGGGAGAUGCUGGGGAUCAUACUUCGGGCGCUGCGAUAGAAUUUUCGGGACAGUUUCGUGUGGCAGGAUAUUCUUUUAAAGCUUUUCAAAAAUCUUAUGCAUGCUCUUAUGCUGAUCUAUUCGCGCUAAAAGCUCGUGGAGGGGAUGGAGGUAACGGAGGUAAUGGUGGAGAUGGCGGUAAGUAUUCAUAUCACAAUUCCUUAUUUGAGCAAUACAUUCAAGUACAGUAUCGUUUAACUUCGAAUUUCACUUCAGGAAACGGUGCAGCUGCUAAUCGUAUCACUGUAACGAUAAGAUAUUCAAGUGGAACUAAUGGAGGAAGCGGUGGUGAUGGUGGUGAUGCAGGUGCUGGAACUAGUGGUGCCGAUGGCGGAGACGGUGGGACAAUAACCUUGACAAUGAAUGACACGGAUUCGGGGUUGUUACUUUUGUUUGUGAGAGAAUGGGUACCAGCAGUCCUUUAUAGUUUAGACGUAAGCGGCGGAUAUGGAGGAAGGGCUGGCAGGCACGGGAUACCAGGCAGUGGAGGACGAGGUGGUCUUGGUGGUUCAAGUCAUUCUUGGACGGAAGUCUCAUACUCCUAUAGCAAUGGAAACCGAAUAGAGCAUUAUCAUAACUAUUAUAACCCAGGAGGUUACGAUGGCCCUCGAGGUUAUGAUGGAAAAUGUCCAAGCAUUCUUCUUUAUAACGGUAGUCCGGGAAACGAUGGGAAAUUACGGUUUCACAUAAAAGACAGCAUUUCAAACAAAAUCUCAAAAUACCGCGAGAUCUUUGAUAUACGUUUGCAAAGUGUCUUCUCUUACUCUGCUACGGGAGUUUUUGAACCUGAAGCUCAAAUUUACGUAGAUACUUUGACCAUUAACAAUAGCUCUGCGAUGCCUACCCCAAGACGAGAUAUCUGCGUUACCAUUAAUAACAAUGUGUGGAUUUCUAAUUACGCUCAGAGGAAAUAUAUCACGCUACCGCAUCGGAUUGAUGGACAUUCCUCUAAACAAGUUAAUUGUAAUCAACAACUAUCAUUCUUUCUCAAGAAAUACAGAGUAGAUAGGCCAGGACCACCUCUUCGUGCAACUGACUUAUUGCAGUUGACAGCAACAAUGACAGGGAUUCAGAGGAGACUUCCAGCCUUUGAUAUUUAUGGCCGUCUCAUCAAUAUCCAAUUUCCCAUUGAGCUCACUCAUAUUUCACACAUGAACUCAAUGGUUUCUGGUCACGUAGCGAAAGUAAUUUGGGGAGUGAAAAAUACAUCUCAAGUAGAUUUUGGUGCAUCCUCAAAAAAUAAGCGUCGUAUUUGUGUUAGGUUGGUCAAAACUGGUGGAGAAGUUUCACCCCACGCCUUGCGAUUUGGUCUGCAACUUGGGCAGAAAGGAGUUAUCACGAUCCCUCCUGUGCAGACAAUGGAAAGAGAGUAUAUCUUCGACAUCCCUCUGUUGAAAGCUGUUCAAACACUACAGUUGGAGGCCACAUUAGCAUUAGGUGAAGCAGAGGCCUUUGAAUGUGCAGAAUUUUGGAUUUAUCUGGAACUCGGGAAGAUCGAGGAUCCCUCUUCAUUAAACGUCGUUCAUAUUCAAUCAUUCGAUGUUAGGGUGUCAACGAUCUAUCGUGGAUUCCCUGCAGGUUUCUACCCGGACGUGUUGCUUGUCACAAAUCACAAAACAACACGCAACGAAUACCUAGCAUGGGUCAACUUGUUCAAACAACAGCUCGGCCUCAAGUUCUUUGUUUGGGAUAUAUCACAGAUGGGUCAUUUCAGUCUAACGAGGCCUAUAGAAACACUUUUUUCAGCCGAACCUACCACCUUGAUGAAGGACCUUGACGGUAAAACGAUAAUUGUACUAGACAAUGAGUUUGAUUAUGGAGAUUAUGCUGUAAAGGUUACUGCACGAAAUUUUGUUUUGAAACACGAGUAUUUAUUGGGAAGAGUGGAUGAUACAAAAGAAGAUGACGAGAGCGCUCCUGCUCAUGGAGAUGAGACGGAACUUUCUGAUGACAAUGGACAGUGUAUUGUGGACCCCGCGAAAUUAAUUGAUGAAAUAUUUGAAAUACAAAUUAAACCCAAGCUUUUCUUCAAUAUGAAAAGGCGAAUGUUAGGAAAGGCCCAAAAAGUUGACGAAAAUUUGAAAAAGCUUCGUCCCCACAUUUUACACCAUGUGGUAUACAACUGGCAUGACUCGAAAAUAUCCUUGUUUCGAUCCAAAAAGAAUUCGGACGCGAAGACAGGACCUUUAAAUGAGGAUAACGAAUCUGAUGAUAUUUACCUGUUCCUCUCGGGCCGUCAUCGAAUGCUUAAUGAACAGGAAAAAAAGUUGGCAGAAACUCUUAAACAGCAGAUCGUUUACGAUGUCGCUGUAGAGCUAUCAACCAUAUGCGACGGAGUUGGUAGUAAUUCUUCUCUCGGAGGCGAGCAGACUUUGGUGAUGAUGGAGAACCUGCGACGUUUGGUCUGGAAGGUAGAAUCACUAAGUGGAAACAAUUCCACCCAGUUGGGGGUAACCGAUGAAAAUCGAUUAUUCACAAUUUCUGAAGAACACGAAGAUGCCUCUUCACUGAAUUACGAAAUAGAGUCGAAUAGCGCGCAGCUCAAUCAGGGUAAUUCGUGUGACGUGAAAGUGGAAACCGAACAGAAUGUUAAUCCUAAGGAAGUUGCGUACAAUUGUAGCGACGUCAUAAGAGACCCGAAUAAUAAUUGUAGUGACAUGAUGGGAGAUCAGAGGAAUGAUGCUUGUGAUGUGAUAAAGGAUCGAAGCAACAAUUGUAGUGAUGAGAUAAGGGUAAUCCCGCAGAAUUGCAGUGACGUAAUUAUAAACCCGAACAAUAAUUGUAGCGGCGUUCCUCUUGCCCAUAGCAUGGUGCCAGUACACAAUGCACCAGGUACAACAGCAGUUGGUGAUAUUGGUGGUGAGAAGGAAAUUAUCUUCUACAUGUUUCCAGUCAAGCAUGAUUCACCUCUUGGAGAGUGGGUUAUGGACAUAUUGGCCCAGCUUUAUGCCUUCAUUAAAUGCCUCAGAUCAGGAAUUCAUCAAUCCCUUUUACCUAACCGAAGAACCGCGAAGGUGCAACAACAAUCCAUGGACCUCCUUCAUCGCAUAGGAGAUGCUACUAUUAUUGAUUUUGCUGACCCGAGAUCUUCGGCUAAGUUGGAAUACAUCCAAGAGCAGUUGACAAGAUCUAAAGAUUAUUUAUCAACAGAAGAUGAAUUGUCCACUUCACUAGAGCCCCUGACUAUCAAUGAUGAGAAAUCAGAAAGGCUUCCAUCAUCCAUGAAUGUGGUAUCAUCUUCCUCUGUUCCCUCGUCCCACAAUUCCAUUAAUGCGGAUUUACAUAAUAAUAUUCAGAAUAAUUUGGUUCCUACAAAUACUUCUCCAAUCCUAUAUAACGAAUUUUCCGAUCUUCCGACACCAAUGUCUAUUGCUUCAGGCCUUUCUUUUGCAUCUUCAAUGACAAGAGCAUCGAUGAUGUCUUCAUCGAGUUUUUCUUACAGUGGCCCAUCGGCUUCUCGCUCCCGCGUCCCCUAUAAAAAAUUGGACUCAAAACGACGACGAACCAUCAAAUCGUUUAAAAAGGGCGUUAAGUUGCAACUUCGAAACAAAAUUCAAGGACAUUAUGAAAAAUGGAAGAAGG